AUGAGGACUCAAAUAGUGAUUACAGUUGCCAUACUGUGUGUCACGUGUGUAUUAUGCCAGGAAUCCACAGUGGCAGAAUGUGAUCCUCCAUGCAAGGCUGGGACAGAGACAUGUGUCCGACUGUCCAGAUGCAAAGGGAAGAAAUGUAACAUGUGUGCGGAGACACCUAGUAUACAGCCUGCCAAACCCACAGGUAUACAACUUCCCGGAAUCGGAGGAUUACAAAAACAGCAACUGCAAAUGUUGCUGCAAGCAAAGAUGUUACAGCAACAACAGGGUAAAGCCACUGCAGCAACAGAUACGGUUUUUACGGAGACUGUGACGCAGCCUCCUGUUGACUGGACGGCCAUGUUUAGCGGAAAUGCAGCAAACACCGGAAAUACGGGUUCAAAUUCUUUCACUGUGAACGAUUACUUUUUAUCGGGAUAUCUUUUUGACGGAUUUGGCAUGGGAUUUAUGGCUUAAAGAAAGAAAACCAAACAUUGAUAUCUGCAUCAGCUCUCUCAU
This is a messenger RNA of Saccostrea echinata, 507 nucleotides long. RefSeq lists its product as uncharacterized. The transcript has 6 exons. Bases 1 to 465 code for a protein of 154 amino acids. The record is from RefSeq and is a predicted model, not a curated record. NCBI's taxonomy places the organism in Eukaryota, Metazoa, Mollusca, Bivalvia, Ostreida, Ostreidae.